Molecule: messenger RNA, 1302 nt
Organism: Rotaria sp. Silwood1
Lineage: Eukaryota; Metazoa; Rotifera; Eurotatoria; Philodinida; Philodinidae
Source: the annotation of a GenBank genome assembly
AUGCAAAAAAAUCAUCAACAUCUUGUACGGCCAUGUGCUGUCUUUCUUGAACGUUUAAAUGAUACAUUUAUACCUUCAAAACGUUAUAAAGUCGAUGCUGAUAUUAUAUAUCGAUCAUCAAAUGAACAAUCUUCACAUCAUAAUAAUGAUGAAUUAUCUGUUGAUGUUCUUAUGUUACCAAAUAAUAAAGUUAAAAUAUCUUCAUCAUCAACAUUUGAAAAUAUAUCUAUAAAUUCAAAUAAUCAAAUAACAACAAAUGAUGAUAUAAAACCAGUUGUACGUAUACGUCCACAUCAAUCAUCAAUUGAUUCUAAUGAAUAUGAUACUUCAAUAAUAUCUAAACGUCAUAAUUCUUUACGUCGUAAUGAAUCAUCAACAUCAAAUAAAUAUGAUAAUGAUUUAUAUUUAUUUAAUAGUACAUUUGAUUCAGGUGAUGAACUUGGUGUAGAUUUAAAUGAUGAUGAUUUAGCAUCAAUAAAUCAUGUAUUAGAUUUUGAUGAUGAUGAUGAUCUAUCAAAUUUUGAUGAUGAUAAUCAAAAUUUAUCAUUAACAACAAAUAGUAAUCAUGGUUCAAUUAAUUAUCAUUCAACACAAUUACCAGAUUUAGUUAUGGGUUCAAUACGAUCUGAAAAUGGUAUUAAAUCUGAACCAUCAUUUCAAUAUAGUGAUUUAUUUAAUCGUAAAGGACGUACAUUUGUUUGUGAUGAACGUGGAAAUCGUGUUGUAUCUGUUAAACUUGAAAAAUUAUCAGCAAAACAUUUAAUUGAUUCUAUUGAAAGAAAUUUAGGACGUUUAAUUUUAGAAGAAUGUCGUCGUGGUGAUUUACAAGCACAUAUUUUAAAAGUUGUUUUUAAAGAUGAACAAGAAUUUUUUGAUUUUAAUCGUUCAGCUAUUGUUUCAAAACAUUCAUUUAAACAAUGUCCAGAAAUGUAUACGAGAUUUCUUGAAAGUUUAUUUGAAUCACAAACAUAUACAAAUGAUAGUGAACAUGAUCCACUUGGAUCUGAUGAAGUUGAUCAAUUACAUCAUUCAUAUUGUUGUAAAGUUCAUGAAUGUGGUGAAACAUUUACUUCAAGAUCUGAAGCAUUAAAACAUGCAAAAAAACAUGCAGAACUUGAUCCAUUUGAUUUUGUUUGUGAUCAUUGUGGAAAAAAAUUUCUUGGUAUUGCUAAUAUGAAACGACAUUUACGUGUUCAUAUGGGUAGUGAAGGAAAAGAUUUUGCUUGUCCAUUAUGUCAUUAUCGUGGUUGUACAACAACACAUGUUAAACGUCAUAUGGCACAUAAACAUUUAGAAAAGUAA